GACAUUAUUAAAAAUGAAAGAUUUGCAUUUUUGUGUUUUAUGACUUCAUCGUUGAAAAAAAAGUGGUGAGGAUCUGUAUUUAAAUCAGAUCCGACAUAGAAAUAAUAUCGCAGUCGCUCUACAUCAGUUAUAAGCACAGGCACGAUGAAUUAUUACGCUGCAAAUGAAGCAUGCAAGAAACAGUGCAAUGAUUUUGAUAAACCUCGUCAUACGCCUCGUAUCCUGGAGCGCAGAUUUGCGUUGACUGCUACAGGUUAUAAAUAUUUGGAUGUUGGAAUCAGCGUGGGACCGGUGUCUCAUGUGCAAAUCAUUCUUGCUGAUAAUCGAGGAAAUCAAUUAUUAUUGCCUCAUGCAACGUGGGCAGCGUUCAUCGAAAGACGUGAAGCUGUGGAACGAUUUUUACCGUCGAACAUCGCCUCAUCGCUGUCGAUUCGCGAGUUGGUGAUUGAGCGUGUUAAGAUGUACGAUGAAAACAUGGUAAAAUUAACAUUACACAGAAACUGCUUGUACAUGAAACCUCAAACUUUAUUAUUUCUAUUCGAAAUCGAAACAUGUGUAGACCUUGUAUAUUUCGAAUUAUGCCAGAAUACGCAUAGCGUAGGUGAAAAAUAUAAGACCUUCGUAAAUACUAUAAAAUCCAAUUGUAUUAUUGAUAGAUAGUAACUAGGGAAGGAUGAAUAAAGAGAAUCUUAAUCAUUUUAAAUGCUCUUAUUUCCCUCAUCAUCUCCUAUCGACAUCAGUUGUCCUUCGAGCUCUACAUUUAAGAACUUUGUCUGCAACGACAUUGCAUGGUUUGCAUUUUUUUACACGCGCGCGAUGAGAUCUUCGCGGUCAUAGCGUGCGUCUCCCCUCUCUCCGCAGACCCAGCUAGGGCGAGAGAGAGAACGACAGCGUCGACCGUAACAGGUAAUAAUAAGACAGUCACUGUCAACAGCCAGGUUUCAGCGCUUGACCUCGUGACUCAUAACAAGGAAAAAUAAGAAUACGCGUCCAGGUGUUCGCGCUAAUCAAAUCUGAUAUCUAUUACAUGCACGCGCCGCGGAUCGUCUCGCGCCUCCCCGCGCCGGGGAUCGCGUAGCGCCGCGGUCCUCCUCCCUGCACCGCGGAUUCAUUCACCUUGAUAUGAAAGUCGCUAUCAGCAGCCAGAUUUCGGCGCUUGACCCGUGACUCAUAACCUGGACAAUAAGAAUACGCGUCCAGGUGUUCGCGCUAAGGAUUCAUUCACCAUGAUAUGAAAGUCGCUAUCAGCAGCCAGGUUUCGGCGCUUGACCCGUGACUCAUAACAUGGACAAUAAGAAUACGCGUC
Messenger RNA from Vollenhovia emeryi, 1306 nucleotides. RefSeq lists its product as uncharacterized. The transcript has 2 exons. The coding region runs from base 145 to 660 and encodes 171 amino acids. The record is from RefSeq and is a predicted model, not a curated record. Lineage: Eukaryota; Metazoa; Arthropoda; Insecta; Hymenoptera; Formicidae.